This is a messenger RNA of Danio rerio (zebrafish), 640 nucleotides long. It is a transcript of the gene magoh, whose product is annotated as mago homolog, exon junction complex subunit. The record is from RefSeq and is marked provisional. Gene Ontology annotation, cellular component: nuclear speck; cytoplasm; exon-exon junction complex. Gene Ontology annotation, biological process: RNA splicing. NCBI's taxonomy places the organism in Eukaryota, Metazoa, Chordata, Actinopteri, Cypriniformes, Danionidae.
AUUGAAGGAACAGCAUUUGUGCGGUUAUUUAGAUACUUAGACGGUUUCUUUAAUACCGCGCACAGUUAUGUCCACGAGUGACUUUUAUUUGAGGUACUAUGUGGGGCAUAAAGGUAAAUUCGGUCACGAGUUUCUGGAAUUUGAAUUCAGACCAGACGGAAAGUUGAGAUAUGCAAACAACAGCAACUACAAGAACGACGUCAUGAUCCGAAAAGAGGCCUAUGUGCAUAAAAGUGUGAUGGAAGAGCUGAAGAGAAUCAUUGACGACAGUGAAAUCACAAAAGAAGACGAUGCCUUGUGGCCUCCUCCGGACAGGGUUGGCAGACAGGAACUGGAGAUUGUCAUUGGUGAUGAGCACAUUUCAUUCACAACCUCUAAAAUCGGAUCUUUAAUUGAUGUAAACCAGUCCAAGGACCCAGAGGGACUGAGAGUUUUCUAUUACCUGGUCCAGGAUCUCAAAUGCCUCGUAUUCAGUCUCAUCGGCCUCCACUUCAAAAUCAAGCCCAUCUAACUGCCCUUUUGCUUUUAUUGUGAAUGAAAGUCGUGUUUUAGUUAUUGUUUGAGCUACUUUCAACAUUUGUAUAUUGUUCGGUGGUUAGUUUUUUUUUUUUUUUUUUUUAAUAAAAUGUGUUCAACUGUU